Molecule: messenger RNA, 678 nt
Organism: Paraglomus occultum
Lineage: Eukaryota; Fungi; Glomeromycota; Glomeromycetes; Paraglomerales; Paraglomeraceae
Source: the annotation of a GenBank genome assembly
AUGACAAACGACAAAGAUUUAGCGGAGCGACUUGCGCGCCUCCAAGUUACGAAUUUCAGUGCGCAGACAAACGUUUCUGAUCAGGAGUUGGAGGAGCGUUUCAGUAGGUUGCUUGGGCGAAGACCAACUGCCUCGGCUCCCGUCUCAUACUCGCCUAGCGAACUUGAUGCACAUGAAAUUGAAAAUCUGCUGGGAACGGAAGAUGGAGACGAUGUAGAUUAUUAUGACUUUGACUUUUUGAAUAAUGAUGGGUUGACUCAGCAGAUCGAUCAAAGCAAUGUCUUGUCUCUGUAUCAACAAGUACAAACGGAAGUCCGCUUAGAGAGAGAGUAUGCUGCUCAAAUGAGGGAUACCGAUGACGACUUGGCCGAGCGACUGAGAAAGUUGACGGAAGGUCCGCAGUUUCCUACGACAACGUCCACGUCAAACACAUCGUCAGAUUUGCUAGGGCCUCCGCCAAACCCGAUAGAUUUAUCAGAUUUUCAGACAGACCCCAAUGACGACCCUGACACUUGGUGUUGUAUAUGCAAUGAGGAUGCAACUAUAAAAUGUCAUGGCUGCGAGGGCGAUCUAUACUGUAAUGAAUGCUUUCGCGAAGGCCACAACAGCACCAGCGCAGACUACGAAAUGAAGCAACAUAAAUAUGAGAAAUAUCAAAGAAAGCAAUACACUACUUGA